Pelobates cultripes (western spadefoot toad) is the source of this 276-nucleotide messenger RNA. The record is from the annotation of a GenBank genome assembly. Lineage: Eukaryota; Metazoa; Chordata; Amphibia; Anura; Pelobatidae.
AUGGCGGAAAUACACCGCCUCGAAGUGCUACACAAGAGAAACCCAUUAUCAGACACCUUAACCACACUAACAGAAGCUAGAGCACUCCUUAAAAGCCUAACUCUUAACGACACCCUGAAAGUGUUAAUGUGGCUCAAUCAAAAAUAUUAUGAGAAAAACAACAAGGCAGACACCAUGCUGGCAAGAUGCCUAAAACAAAGAAUAGAGAGCAAGCAGAUUUCACAGAUCCGAAUGAUUACAGGGCGCACCACAAACUCCUCUGAACGUGUUGAGGAA